AUCACCCUACCGUACGGUUACCCGACCAGCUCGGUCACAAGAAAGAAAGAGGCUCGCUAAAACGCGUACAACUUUGAACGUCGCCCAUCAGCAAGCAAGCAAGCCAGCCAGCAGAACCAGGAGACAGAUAGAGAGUGUAGGAACGCGUGAAGGAAAGAAAGACGACCAAACGUUGUUGAAUCGGAGGAGAAUCGGAGACUAUCGAAGACAACAAAACUUUGAUGACGAUAACAUUGUUAUUCGUCGGAGGAUUUGUGUGCUGGUGACCUACCAUACUACCUAUAUAGUGCUGCUUAUACACACUUCUGGGUGCCCGCUCACCAGUUCCUGUUACGUACCUCUGCUUACUUACGACGACGACGACGACGACAACGGGAAGAAAAAGUUACGUUCGUGCAAAGUGCUAGUGCUGUGUAAAAAUAAGCUUCCUGAUCCCGUGGUUCAAUACCUACUAUACACCGAGCGAGCGAGAGUAGUGUGAAGAGUGAGGCACAAGUGGGGCGAAAUAAGAAAAUUGCAUCGUACUCGUCGCCGUUUCUUGCUAGUGGCCAUCGCCGUACGUAAUCUCGGGUAACCACCAGCUCCACACGAGAGAACAACACCAAGAAGUGCAGAAAAAAAAACAACAGAACAAGGGGUUUCCUCCUGGCACAUUGUUUCUCGGCAGUGACCCUUUGAGCGAGUGUCGGAAUUGGAAAGGAUUCACCAUCUAACAACGCAACGAGAUAUUACGCCUGAUUCCUGAAUAGAGAUUACGCGAUUCCCGGUAGGCGAACCGAUUUAAGGGAAGGUGUGCGACAUUCGUUUCGGGUGACCCACAACCGCCACCAGAAUCAAUGGUAGUAGCAACUGCAGCGUGAGAGGACUUGAACCGGAAUCGUGUCGUUUUGAACUACUCACCACAAGCCACGUCGAGAUGGGUGCGUUUCUGGAGAAACCGAUGACGGCGAAGCACAACGAGCAUGGCGAAGGCAACGGGCUCCGGUACGGGGUAGGAUCGAUGCAGGGCUGGCGCUGCGAGAUGGAAGAUGCACACUACGCCAAAACCGGACUAGGGGAAGGGCUGGAUGAUUGGAACUACUUUGCGGUGUUCGAUGGUCACGCGGGACACAAGGUGGCCGAUCAUUGUGCGAAGAAUCUACUGCAGUCGAUCGUCCGGACACAGGAAUUCAGCAAUAACGAUAUAACAAAAGGUAUUCACGCUGGGUUCCUCAAGCUGGAUGAAUCCAUGCGGGACAUUCCGGAGUUGGCAUCCGGAGCGGACAAAUCCGGAACCACCGCGGUGUGUGCGUUCAUUUCCAGCCAGAAUAUCUACGUAGCAAAUUGUGGAGACUCGAGGGCAAUCCUGUGUCGUAACUGUGCACCGAUAUUCUCCACUCAGGAUCACAAACCGAUCCUUCCGGGGGAAAAGCAGCGAAUCCAGAACGCCGGCGGAUCCGUUAUGAUCCAAAGGGUAAACGGGAGCCUGGCGGUGUCCCGGGCGCUAGGAGAUUACGACUUCAAAAACGCCAAGGAGUUGGGCCAGUGUGAACAGUUGGUGUCGCCGGAACCGGAAAUUUUCUGCCAAGACCGGGAUCCGGCCGAUGAGUUCCUGGUGCUGGCCUGCGACGGCGUGUGGGACGUGAUGAGCAACGCCAACCUGUGCCAGUACGUGCACAGCCGAAUGCAGAUCUCCGAGAGCCUCGAGGACAUUGCCAACCAGGUCAUCGAUACCUGCCUCCACAAGGGAAGUCGCGACAAUAUGAGCAUAAUCAUCAUUGCAUUCCCCGGCGCCCCGGUCCCGAACGAGGAAGCCAUCAAAAAAGAUGAGAAGCUGGAAGCGGCGCUGCACAAGCGGGUCGAGCAAAUGAUCGCCGAGAUGGGUACGAACGUGGAGUACGCUAUGAUUUUGAAGCGGUUGAGCGAGGAACACAUUCCGGACCUGCCGCCGGGCGGAGGGCUCGAGGCCAAGUGUUCCUACGUGUCCAAGGUGUUCAAGGAGCUGUGCCCGAAACUGGCCGACACUUGCGAGAUCGAUGCGGUAAAUCAUCCAAACAACGAUGCAGAGGCGCUGAUCCCAGAGUUUUUCGAAGAAUUAAACUAAAUCGAUGUAUUAUGAUAAUUUAUAUGCUAACUUUUUGUAAGAAAUAUAUGGUGAAAUCGUUCCAUUCCAUAAUCUUUUCAACACUGGAAAUAUCCCGAAAAAAGAGCAGCCAAAAACCGCCAACAAAAUAAGUACGUCAUCAACAUCAUCAUCAUCAUCAGUGUCUGUGUGUGAACAAUCUGUAAAUCGCGCUCUACAAUUGAUAUGAAGUUGAAGUUGAAGCAUCAUCAAAACUUUUGGAUAAACAAAAAAAAAACGUCGUUGUCGGCUUGUUCAUACUAAAUGCGAAUAACAGAGCAAAUAAUUGGUCAAAUGUUAGAGACAACAUUAUUAUUACUUUUGGGGUAAAAUUCAAUAAAAUGUGCGCGUAAGAAGGUGAAACUAAAAACAUUCAAAUCAUCAAGCAACAAUAGCAUUCAUGGGAAAUGUAAGAAGCUUUUUUUGGUAGAAAUUGUGUGAAAUUUGAUGGAUUUGAUCGUGUUUACUUACAUAAAAAAGUAACAAAGAAAGAGGGAAAGGAAACAGAAUAUAUGAUGCUGGAAUUAAGAUUAAAUAGAAGCAUAAUGGUAGCGAGCGGAAACAUUCUCACAAAGAGGAAUGAAGAAAAUACAAUUAAUUUAAACAAGCGAAAAUGUGGUGUCAUGUCUUUACAAACGAAGAUUGUCCCCCCUUCUACUGCUACAGGGGGAUGAUCAAUGAGGGAAUCAGAUACUUGUAUGGUGAUUAGUAUGGGGCAAAUAUCAAAUCCUCGCUCCAGUCGACUUUUUAGAUCCCAUUUAGGUCCCAUAUGAACUGUGCAAAAUUUCAGCGCAAUCGGUGAAACUAUAAUUUAGCGCAAGCGGUUCAAAGUUUUCAUAGAAUUUACUAUGGGAAAAGUUACACUUUCAGAUAAAAAAUGCCAGAGGGCGUCCCUUGUCUCCUUAAUUCAAAUCGAUCAAUGUUUCUUGUAGAAAAAUCAAUUUUGAAACUUUCCUUCGAAGACCGCAAAACAAUUGGAUGCUUGUGGAAAAAGUUAUUGAUUUAUUAUCGAUUAGUGAUCUAAUGAACGGCUUUUUGUUUUGUUUUAUUAGCAGCACUGUAGCUGCUGCCUUGGCUGCUGCAGUUUCUGGGGGUGGUGAUGCCUCCCGCCACCCCAUGCAACAACGGCAGCAGCAGUGCUGCUGAUAAAACAAAAUAAAAAGCCGUUCGUUGGGUCACUAAUCGAUAAUAAAUCAAUAACUUUUUCCACAAGCAUCCAAUUGUUUUGCGGUCUUCGAAGGAAAGUUUCAUAAUUGAUUUUUCUACAAGAAACAUUGAUCGAUUUGAAUUAAGGAGACAAGGGACGGCCUCUGGGAUUUUUUAUCUGAAAGUGUAACUUUUCCCAUAGUAAAUCCUAUGAAAACUUUGAACCGCUUGCGCUAAAUUAUAGUUUCACCGAUUGCGCUGAAAUUUUGUACAGUUCAUAUGGGACCUAAGUGGGAUCUAAAAAGUCGACUGGAGCGAGGAUUUAUUUUUUCCAUACAAGCGUGUACCAUACUAAUGGUGAUCGCAACCAGUUCAGAUAUCCGCCUGCCAUACCUACCCAUCUGAAGCUGAAAAAAAAAAUCCAAACGUUCAUACUCGCGGUUUUGGAAUAAAUCUCAGGUCUACCUACUGUCACCUGAAAGUUUUAUAAAAUUGCGUUAUGGAAGAUACAGUGUAUCGGAUAGUUGUCUUUGCAGGAUUUUCUACCACAGGCGGUCGAAUGUUUGUGUUUGAACCAACUCAGCUGAAAUUAGAGAUCCAGUCUUGGAUCCAGUUGUGAGACCACCACCACCCACCACGCACGAAAUAUAUUCCGCGGGCAUCUGCGGUUAUUGAGUAUUCGCCAUUGAUACACACCGUGUUUUACUGGCGUACAGCAGCUCAUAGAUUUUACGUUUUUGUUGAACAUUCUGAUUUAGGGUGCGUUGACUUAUCUUCUUGUUUCCUAAACUUCUAAAAGUAGUCCUCGCUUUCUUUAUCCAUGCACCUACGUGCCGAUCUUAGCACCGCCAUUUUGAAUACCUAUCCUUGCCUCAAUCGAACGACGACUUGGAUGGUUUCAAUCAAGACAGGGCUGUUCAGCACUCUGUACAAAAAUGCCUCGUACUGUGCUUCAAUGAGGCCGGUGAUUUUCUUAGGGGUUUUCACGCCUUUGUCGUUUACAUGCUCCUCCUACAAGUUCUAAAACUUUUCAAUAUUUUGGGAUCUGGUCGUCCCAAUAUGUUUUUUUUUUCUACUGUCUGUACUGCCGUGAAUCGCAUAUCAGUCCCAUCUAUGCUGGAUUUCCUAUGCAAAUGGGACAGAUAUGCGAUUCACGGCAGUGUAGUACUGUGCCACAAAUCCAUACAUAAACGUAACUUUUGAUAUGACUGUAUCUUCCGAACUUUCCACGAACAGAUAACCGCUAGAAGUAUCUGUUCCUAAGGACGAAUAUCAAAAUGUAGAAUUUAGUACCUAUGUAUUUUCCUUUCGAGAUAUUUUUCGAACCUUUUGUUGUUAGGUUUAGUUCAGAGUAAUGUUACGUAAUAGUUUAUACCUCGAUUUACCUACUUAAUGAAAUGAAAAAAAAGCAACCGCGCGAGAAGUCUAUAGCAUUAAAGAGAGAAAGCAAGCAGAAAACAAACCCAGAAACGGUCAAAUGUAGCUAAAUGAGAUUUGAAUACCUGAUAUAUGCUUGGGAAUAAACCAUUAUAUCGUCUGCAUACACUCCAUACAUAUUAUAGGAAUAAUUUGUUCAAACAAGAAACGGGAAAUCGUAUAGAAAUAUACCUACACAAAACAGAAAAAAAAACACUACAAAGAAAAAAAGAAAUCAUCUUGAAGUUGUUCGAUUUGAGUGAGAUUGAGAAGUCACCUCUCCGAACAUUAUUGUGCGCGCACGCAGCAUCAGACACAUCUGAUCGAGAGCGCCAAGAACGAGUUGUGGAGCGAUCAUCGUCCUCUCGGGAGGAACAGAAGGAAAAAAAAAACUUUAAAAACCGUGUAAUGGAAUAUUAAUGAAUACACUGAUUCCCAUUCAUCCAGUACAUACAUACAGACAGACAGACAAACGGAUAGAGGAGAAACCAACAAAACAAUAUUGUAAGAAUCUGGUAUUUAUUAUUGAAAAGCAAACUUGUAAAUGGACAAAUUGAACAAAACAAAAUAGAGUUGGUGUUUUAUUACUAGA
Messenger RNA from Aedes albopictus (Asian tiger mosquito), 5255 nucleotides. Its product is annotated as protein phosphatase 1B. Gene Ontology annotation, biological process: negative regulation of stress-activated MAPK cascade; peptidyl-threonine dephosphorylation. Lineage: Eukaryota; Metazoa; Arthropoda; Insecta; Diptera; Culicidae. The record is from RefSeq and is a predicted model, not a curated record. Gene Ontology annotation, molecular function: manganese ion binding; magnesium ion binding; protein serine/threonine phosphatase activity. Gene Ontology annotation, cellular component: nucleus; cytosol.